Molecule: messenger RNA, 2843 nt
Organism: Orbicella faveolata
Lineage: Eukaryota; Metazoa; Cnidaria; Anthozoa; Scleractinia; Merulinidae
Source: RefSeq, a predicted model, not a curated record
UGUUCCGGGUAAUUUAAAUUUCACUUUUCGAUCAGAAUUCUGACCAAAUAUCUUCCAACAGCGUUUCAAUCAAAGAAAGGAUGAAAUCAAACGGAAGGAAGUAGCGGUGACUGCAUUAUAUUGAUAACCCAAGCUUGUGGUGUAGAUUUGUAAGCCAUGUUCAGUUGUGGCAAGCGAGGGAGAUUAGUUCGCCGCAGCGUUUUGUAAAACUUGUUAAUACCUGUGGACAAGAUAAAAGACCGCCAAAGAUGCUGUGAUUUCCGCUAUUCAAAACAAUCGGUUUGUAUAGAGCAGUGAAUUAAUGAAACGUCCCCAUUCCGUGCAGAAAAACAAACCCGCAGGAAACAUACACACCAUAUCACCUGCACAAAUAAUCUUGAAAAUAUUCUUCCAUGUCAUAAUAUUUACAAACGGCUUCGUUACGACAUUUGCGAAGAACGAUUUUUGAACAUAUUUUAAAAAAACGACAAGCCAACAAAAAUUUGCAUUUGCGGACAUGGGUAAGGUAGGAGCGUCGUUCACGUUUUUUAAUAGUAUAUUUUCGUUUGGCUAAGAAAGUUAACAUGUGUUUAGUUAAACCCUUUAAUAAUGUUUGGGACAUCGCUGAGAAGAUCUGUAAAAAGUGAAAAACCCACUGAAGCCACCGUUCUGAAGAGAACACAACAUGAUAUCUUAUAUGGCUUUUUUUCUUUGUUUUUCUCUUGUACAGGCUUUGGAGAAAUUUGUCUGGGCUGCUCGAGUAGUUCAUGUUCUUGUUUCGUCCUGUAUGAGAUGGAGAAGAUACAAGAGGCCUGAUAGCAGCACUAAAAGCAGCCGAGCUUCAGCCCAGUCAGGUACAGGAAAAGGCAGUCAAAAGAAUUCAGGAAUUGGUUUCGAUUCACGAUCAUUCAAAGGAAAAAGCAAGAUCUCAGAUGAGCUUCGUCAGAUUCUGACAUCGAUACCCAAAGUACGAACAAAUGAAGGGCUUAAAAAAAUCCAGAGACUUUGUCGUAGUACGCGUGCGUUCAUGAUAUUUCCGCUGGAAAGAGAAGCUGACCUGUCGCGUCUUGUAGGUUAUGAGAGAUACGACAACGGCCGAGUACUUGCUUGUCAAGGGAGGGUACCAGAGAGGUUUUACUACGUGUUAUCCGGAAGAGUGAGUAAAGUAUGUGUGUAUGACUUGGCUGCUGGCGUCGCAAAGAUGUCUUUUGGAGAACUCAUGCAGGGAAACACAACUGAUCCCGUGGAAUUAAUGAAUGGGACAGAAAGAGAACACUCUCUGAUAUGUAAAGGACCUGUUGAAGUGCUCGUGCUUGAUAAAGAGGAUUUCAUGGAGUUGAUGAACACAAGUCCAGACGGUGGUUUACCGAUUGAAACAUUGAGGUCAAUUGAACUUUUUCGAAACUUCCCACUGGAAAAGUUUUUCGAGGAAAAAGAUGCCAUUGUGACCAAAUACUUCGCGAAGGAUGCAGUGAUCGUAAGGGACAGCAAUGAUACUCCAUUCUUCUAUAUCGUAAAAUCGGGGAGGUGUAAGGUUGUAAGAAAACAGGAUGUUCUGGAUAUGAGUAAGACGACAAAACUUCCCAGCAUUGCUACAACACCGAGAACACGUUCACGUUCGACUCCAGGCAAAAACCCUGCUAGCCUACUGGAGCUUACUGAAUGUUACUCUCAAAAAAAUACACCACGAUUUGAUAAAAUGCGGAGAAAAUCGGUCAAUUCAUUGCACCCGAACGUAAAACUUACAGAGGAUUCAGGAAUUAUGUUUGGUGAGAAGAGGGACCAUGAACCUAGCAGAUCACAUGACCUUGAGAAAGACCCAGUUUUUGAUCACUCUGUCAUGACAUGCCCACGGAAGUUAAUGACUGCUGAACAAAAAGUGAGCAAAAGACUGUCUGAGCUGUCAGUUAGCAUUCCCACGCGAACAGCACUUCUACAAAUCGCUGUACUCAAACCAGGAAAUAUGUUUGGCCUAGAAUCCAUGAUGCCAAAGGUUGCGAACAAGAUAAGUUCAGAGGCUGAUGCGGUUGAAGAAAAUCAGGAUCCCUCAACGAAAAGUCUUAUUUUGAUCAGUGAAGGCGCCGAGUGCAUCAUGAUAAACAAAAGGUUCUUCUUAAUGAACGCUAGCAUCACUACACUUGUACAACUAAAAGCUUUGCGCGAAGAUUACAUGACUGUGCCUGACGCACGUCACCGGAUUCAGUGUUUAGAGAGCUGGGAUUUGUAUAAAGGAGAACUUGUUAAAUCUCUGACCACAAGAGCUGCUAAACAUUCACGAAGAUAGCAGUGCCUGAAAGUACGCGGACUCUUCAAGCUGUUCCCAUGACGUAUUACAGCACCCUGCACUUCUGCUGGCUUGGACGACUGGCGUAUCAUCUUGAUAUUUGUCCGCUGCGCUUCUUUGACAUCGCGGUUAUGUAAUAUGUGAGCUUCAAUGAGUGGUUAUCCACUUCAAAAACGCUAUGAGGAAUGUUAAUGGUGGAAAAACCUGCUGAGCGAGUAGGGGUUGCGCAGCUAGCGUCACAAAAGUAGGCAAAAGCCUUAACCAAAUCUUGGUCAUGAGAGAAAACAGGCGGAAUAUUUUCAUCAUGUAAAAAAGUGUUAAGUGUUAUCGGAAACAAGGAAGAUAUUUGGACAGACGAAAAGUGAAAAUGAAUUAACGUGUGUCGUGUGAAUUUGUGCGUAAAAUACCACAGGUAUUUAUGAUAUUUAUUUAAUAGAUCCGCGCAAUAUUCUUCGUGUCCAUAAACUUUGAUAGUUUCGUGCAAUAGCUAAUAAUUUAAACAAAAGAAAAAUAGAUAAUUUCUCCCACGAGAACUGAACAUACAAACAAAUAUACAAAACAAUAAAAACUUCAGUCAGCU